Orussus abietinus is the source of this 1451-nucleotide messenger RNA. RefSeq lists its product as uncharacterized. The record is from RefSeq and is a predicted model, not a curated record. The coding region runs from base 55 to 459 and encodes 134 amino acids. The transcript has 3 exons. NCBI's taxonomy places the organism in Eukaryota, Metazoa, Arthropoda, Insecta, Hymenoptera, Orussidae.
UUUAGUUCGGAUCGCCGCCGAGAGAUGGCAGGCCGGGCGGCGUCGCGCUGAGAUAUGGACAGGACCGAGGCGGCUCCACUGACCAGCGAACGCAGAUAUGGGAUAUAUCGCACUGGUCUGGUGGCUGCAGCGCUACUCAUAGUAGUAGUAGCAGGUGCCGGAAUUGCUUUACUAUUCGGCAUUCGAAAUGCAACGAUCUUGCUCUGCAUCCUACUGCCUUUGCUGUUACUCAGUGCAGCAAUAGCUCACCUGUUUUUGUGGUGGCAACACAGAAGAGCAGUUCACCGGAGAGAAAAUGCAGUGGGCGAAUGGGUUCCAGCCACCGUUCAUAGACAGCAGCAAUCAAUACCGUCUGCGGAUUCACCGAGAAGUAGUGAUUCCUGGUUCAAAAGAAUAUCCAGCAGGGCAUCUACGAGAUCUACACCACCACCCGGUUACCACACAGUUUCAACGUCGUAAAUUACACCUUCAAGACGUAUUUUGUUCUCUACCUAUGUUUUAAUUAGUCACUUGCAACAGGCAUAUGCACAAAUAUGCUAUAGAUACAGAGUUCUGUGCGUCCAGGUCUUUUUAACCGAUUUAUAUAAUCGAUAUAGAAUAAGAGACCAAUCGAUGCACAAAAUAGAUCUCGUCUACUACGCAACUUACUGUCAGUACAAGAAAAUUAAUGUUAAUCCGGGUCUAAACCACCUAAUGUACCUUAACAAUCGCCAUAUUAAGACUGGGAUUUACAAAUUGUUGAAAUAAUUAACACUAGAACUGCCAAGACGGAUCGAAAUGACUUGUUUCAAAUGGCUCAUACUAUACAAAAAAAUCUGCCGGUAGUUCUAGUGUUAAUACCAAGAGGUUUGAGCUUACUAAAUCGAUUAUAAAUGGCGUUGAUUUUAAUGUCGUACUUUUUAUAACUAUAUUAUACUAUUUCAUGUAAGUAUUUCUAUGUCAAUGUAAGCAGCGAAGACUUCCUCGAAAAAUCAAAAGUUAUUUUUAUAAUUACUGUUAAUGUUUAAAAGUCUUUAUUUCAAAAUAGUCACGCGAAUCACAAUUUCAUAUUUUGUAAUUGUACGAUUUCCUAAUGUUAGAGGAAUAUUUCAAUUAUGGAUGUCUCUUGAAUAAUGCCAUUCUUUUAUUAUAGACGAUGUUAUUAUUCAUGAGUAAUUAACAGCGAUCGAUAUAGAUUUUUUAAGUAUAUGUACACAUUGUAGCGGUAUUCCAGCGCCUCUGCCUAUAUGUGUGACAAUUUGUUAAAAGUUUCAAAGGAAUAUAUUUUUAUCAUUACUACAAAUGUAGUCAUAGAUUUUAAUUAUGUGUUCAGCGCCGGUGAUAUGUUUAACUAAAAAGGUGUAUGUGUAAUGGAAAGUAAGGAACUGGAAUUACUGAAUCCUUUACAUGACUUAUGUACCAUAAUUUCGUUUUUCCAUGACAUCUUUGAUAUAUAAAGAGAAAGCAAGGUA